This is a messenger RNA of Pelecanus crispus (Dalmatian pelican), 2443 nucleotides long. The record is from RefSeq and is a predicted model, not a curated record. Lineage: Eukaryota; Metazoa; Chordata; Aves; Pelecaniformes; Pelecanidae.
GCCUUUGGGUGAGAAAUUAUCUGAUGGGCAGUGCCUGGCUGCACAGCUGAUGUGCAAGCAGAGAUACUUCAGGUGGUGGUACAAGAAGACCCGCAUAGAGAAGAAACCUGCCUUCAUUGACCUCUUGUGUGCCGUUCCUCUGCAGCAGAUCUAUGGGUGCCCGCUGGGCGGGAUCGGGGGAGGCACCAUCACCCGUGGCUGGCGGGGCGAGUUCUGCCGCUGGCAGCUGAACCCUGGCAUUUAUCACUACGAAACGGUCAUUGCCGACCAGUUCACGGUGUGCUUGCGUUGCAAGGGGCAGACAGUUUACCAGCAGGUCCUGUCUGUGGAGAGACCCAGCACUCUGCAGGGCUGGAACUGGGGCUACUGUGGCCACUACGCCUUCUACCAUGCCCUCUACCCCCGUGCCUGGAUGGUCUACGACCUCCCGGGGCAAAACGUGGUGCUCACUUGCCGUCAGGUCUCUCCUGUCAUCCCGCAUGACUAUAAGGACUCCAGCCUGCCGGUGGGAGUGUUCAUCUGGGAGGUGGAGAAUGGGAGGGAUGAGGACGUGGACGUCUCCAUCAUGUUCAGCCUGCAGAAUGGCAUGGGAACGAAGGAAGACAUGAGCGGAGGGCACUGGAAUGAGCCCUUCGCCUUCGAGAAGGAGGGUGAGCGGGUUGCUGGAGUCCUGUUGCACCACUGCACACGCGUGAACCCCUUCACCUUCGCCAUCUCUGCCCGGGAGAAGGCUGGCACAGAAGUCACCCACCUCACGGCAUUCAAUCCUGCAGGAUCGGGUAGAGAGGUGUGGCAGGACCUCUUGCAGGAUGGCAGGCUGGAUUCCCCCGCCGGUAAAAGCAGUCUGACGGAGAAGGGGGAGGUGACGGCAGCAGCAGUGUGUGCCAGCUGCAGGGUGCCUGCCCAGGGUCACAGGACGCUGGAGCUGGCCCUGGCUUGGGACAUGCCCCGUGUUCACUUUGGCUCCAAGGAGAAGCUGCACCACAGGCGGUACACCCGUUUUUUUGGCAGCGGAGGCGAUGCCGCUCCUGCCCUGUCGCAUCACGCACUGACACACUAUGAAGAGUGGGAGAGGAAGAUCGAAGCGUGGCAGAACCCCAUCCUAGAGAACAGCCAGCUGCCUUCCUGGUACAAGUCGGCCCUCUUCAAUGAGCUGUACUUCAUGACGGAUGGGGGGACCAUCUGGGUGGAGCUGCCCCCGGACUCCUGUGCCGAGGACCUGCAGGGGCCAGUGGGGGCUGGCCUCUCCCACCUCCUCCCUGUCCUCCGGGAGUAUGGAAGGUUUGCUUAUUUGGAAGGCCAGGAGUACCGGAUGUACAACACCUACGAUGUCCACUUCUACGCCUCCUUUGCUCUCGUCAUGCUGUGGCCCAAGCUGCAGAUCAGCCUGCAGUAUGACAUUGCUGUCACAGUGGUGAAUGAGGAUGUCCAGCCCCGGCAGUACUUGAUGUGUGGCCAGACAGCCCAGGUGAAGCUGAAAAAUGUGGUGCCGCAUGACAUUGGGGACCCAGGUGAUGAGCCAUGGCAGCGUGUCAAUGCCUACCUGAUGCAUGACACGGCUGACUGGAAGGACCUCAACCUGAAGUUUGUGCUGCAGGUGUACCGCGACUACUACCUGACACACGACUCCCUGUAUUUGCGGGACAUGUGGCCAGUCUGCCAGGCUGUGAUGGAGUCAGAGUUGAAGUUUGAUACGGAUAACGAUGGGCUCAUUGAAAAUGGUGGCUUUGCUGACCAGACAUACGAUGCGUGGGUGGUAAAUGGAGCCAGCGCAUACUGCGGCGGGCUGUGGCUGGCAGCCGUCUGCAUGAUGUGCAAGAUGGCAGAGGUGCUUGGGGAUGCAGAGAUCCAGCAGAAAUACAAGGACAUCCUGAGCAAGGGCAAGGAGGCGUUUGAGAGGAUGCUCUGGAAUGGAAAAUACUACAACUAUGACAGCAGUGGGAGUGACACUUCCAGCAGCAUCAUGUCAGACCAGUGUGCCGGGCAGUGGUUUAUCGGGGCUUGUGGUCUGGACCAAGGGGAGUUUGAGGUCUUCCCCAAGAGCCAUGUUGUCAGUGCGCUCAAGACCAUCUUUGAGAAGAAUGUCAUGAGCUUUGCUGGUGGCACCAUGGGAGCAGUGAAUGGCAUGAGACCUGAUGGAGUGCCCGACACCUCCAGCGUGCAGUCCAAUGAAGUGUGGAUCGGCGUGGUCUAUGCCUUGGCUGCCACCAUGAUCCAGGAGGGGCUGGUGGAGGAAGGCUUUCAUACGGCGGAGGGCUGCUACCGGAUGGUUUGGGAACGGCUGGGCAUGGCUUUCCAGACACCAGAGGCCUAUCGGGAGAAGAAAGUCUACCGCUCGCUGGCUUACAUGCGGCCCCUUAGCAUCUGGAGCAUGCAGCUGGCCUUGGAGCGCAGAGCUGGCCGAGCACCUGCGCAGCCCCCCCAGGUUCCCAUCCACCCUUGA